AUUUGGGCUAUAAAUUCUAGCACUCUCCCACCUUUUUUUCAACACUAAUCUUGAAUUAUACUAAUUCAUCACACAAUUUUGCAUCCAUGGCUAACUCAUUUCUGUCCUUUCCAAUUCUUGGCUCCUUUCUUCUCCUCUUGUUUGCCAUUUCAGGUGGAAGUUUGAGGCCUGCAAAUGGACAAGCAUCUGGACAGGGAGUUUGGUGCAUUGCACGGCCGUCGACAUCGGAUCAGGCACUGACAGAUAACAUAAAUUAUGCAUGUGGUAUAGUAAACUGUAGCUUGAUACAACCAGGAGGGUCCUGCUUUUACCCUACCAGUCUGAUGAAUCAUGCCUCAGUUGUAAUGAAUCUUUACUACCAGAAAGCGGGAAGACACUAUUGGAACUGUGAUUUCAAGAAUUCUGGUCUCACUGUUGUCACUGAUCCAAGCUAUGGUGACUGCAAAUAUCAAUAUGCUCUUUAAAAGAGAAGGGUUACCACAUUUUCUUGGAUGGUUUUCACUGCACCAUUUUUCGUCGAUGUCAAGAAGGCAAAAACGAAUCAUGUAGCAUUUUGAAUAAAUUGUAAAAUCCUAAUUUUUUUUCAUGGAUUGUAACAUUCACCUUCAAUAGUUCUUGAAAUGUUAUUUGUAUUUUCUACCA
Molecule: messenger RNA, 642 nt
Organism: Olea europaea var. sylvestris
Lineage: Eukaryota; Viridiplantae; Streptophyta; Magnoliopsida; Lamiales; Oleaceae
Product: glucan endo-1,3-beta-D-glucosidase-like
Exons: 4
Coding region: 87-464 (125 amino acids)
Source: RefSeq, a predicted model, not a curated record